AUGUUAAACCCGGACACAUCGUCUGCGAAAGUCGCCCCCGCGUCGGGCCCCGAUAACACACCGAAUGUUCAUCCGUUGGUUCGUACGGCUUUGCGACUCAGCUUGAGCGCCAAAGAAUACCGGGCGCUGUACAAUCUAGUCGGAACUCGGGCGGCUGGAGUUCAAAGCAGACUUGUUUCGCCAUCUCGCUAUGAUGCCAUUGUUCACUCGAAGAACCGGCGCAAUGAAGCCGCCGUGCGAACGUCGUUGCGGGUCUUUAUUGGGACUGGGACCGCGCUGAAGCUGCUCGAAGUGAUUGUCGGUCGGAUACGCGGAGAAACACCGCAAAAAAAAGUCCGUGGUCCGCUUCUCCAAUCGCCCAAAUUCCGCCUGUCACUUUCUCUUUCCCUUUUACUCCUGCUUCAUCGUCUACUUUAUCGUUUCCUCACCCGCAUUCGCCUCAAUCUCUGCACUGAUGAGGCCGAGCCGUUCCGUCGGCGCAAUCCGCGCAUCGCGAGUGCCUUGACUUCGCGAUUUGCUCCGGCUGUCGGAGCUAGUGUGGCAGGAUUCGCCCUGGGCAUAUGCCCGCAAGAUCAGCUCCGUCUGACCACUGCUAUUUACACGGGAACCCGAAGCUUGGAGUUCCUCUACAAUGUCAUCGAUGCUAAGGGAUGGCUGGAAGGCCGCCCGAGGUGGUGCGGCAGCUGGCUACUGAUGCCGAUCUCGUGCGCACAGCUUUUCCACGCAUUUGUUUUCGACCGGGAGAAUACGCCGAAGUGGCUCGGUAAUCUCAUCUUGAAGCUCUCCCCGAGCUACAUCCCCGGCCGACCAGAGGGUCUGCCAAGUGACGUGUUCUGGCCAGAGAAGGAACAGAUCGUCGACUCUCUCGCAUCUAUUGCUGAUCUGCGGUGGCCGGCAUAUGUUUGUCCAACUCUGCAUCCAGGUGACUCGAACACCCUGCCGUCGUCAGUCAAGGCUAUCUCGCCCAUCACUGGACCUGCGCACCCUGCGAUCGCUCAUCUUUCCUGCGCUCUGCUUCACCCCAGCGUACCCAGCUGUAGCACCGCGUUUGUGCACCAUGUCCUGCUCUCGGUGCCAUACCUGGCUCGUUUCCUCACAGCUAUCAGCCUGGCUCUUAGCAUUCCGAAACUGAAAAGUAUCGUGGCCGAGCCGAUCACGUCAAUCAACAGUCUGUGCAAGAGAAUCAUCACUUUGACUGUCGUUCUAUCUGCCGCAGUCGGGUCAGCAUGGGGUAGUGUCUGUCUGUUCAACAAUAGUCUGCCUCGCUCGACACUUCCCGUCAAGCGCUUCUUCCUCAGCGGUGCUAUCGCCGGUCUUCCAUUUGCGCUUUUGUCCAACAGCCGAAGCGUGUUCAUGUACUUUUUCCGGGCAGCUGUGGACUCUGCGUGGAAGACGGGUGUCAAGCGCGGACUAUGGAAGGGCGGGCGUGCGGUGGAGCUCUGGCUCUUUGUGCUCUCCUGGGCCUUGAUGGGUUCGAUUUUGGAGACCCACCCAGCUGCUGUUCAAGGGAGAGGUCUUCGCAAGGCAUUGGCAUGGUUGCGAGGCGAUGGCUUUAUUGACCUCGAGGAGGCGGAGAAGCGUAAAGCUCGACGGGCAGUGAAGAGCACGCAGCCCAAAGAUGCAUAA
Penicillium diatomitis is the source of this 1626-nucleotide messenger RNA. RefSeq lists its product as uncharacterized. The coding region runs from base 1 to 1626 and encodes 541 amino acids. Lineage: Eukaryota; Fungi; Ascomycota; Eurotiomycetes; Eurotiales; Aspergillaceae. The record is from RefSeq and is a predicted model, not a curated record. The transcript has 4 exons.